Polyodon spathula (Mississippi paddlefish) is the source of this 5635-nucleotide messenger RNA. RefSeq names its product acrosin-like. Gene Ontology annotation, biological process: proteolysis; acrosome reaction. The coding region runs from base 392 to 1327 and encodes 311 amino acids. Gene Ontology annotation, molecular function: serine-type endopeptidase activity. The record is from RefSeq and is a predicted model, not a curated record. NCBI's taxonomy places the organism in Eukaryota, Metazoa, Chordata, Actinopteri, Acipenseriformes, Polyodontidae. The transcript is spliced from 4 exons.
UAGAAACUAACGCAGUGGAAAUUAAUAAGCUGAAUUUGGCUAUGAAAUGUAGGUUCAAAUCAGAAUCAGAUGAGAUCAAUGCACGUCAUUUGUUAACUCAAUCAAGAUAUGAGGGUGUUUGAUUUAGAAAGCAAAUUGGCUCAAAAUAUGUUUAAAGGGACAUCACAUGAUCAAAAAUAAAACUUGAAAACUAGAAACCCUAAUUAUAUAUCCCAGUUAUAAACAGUUGAGGGUGCAUUGUUCAUUAUACUAUACCUAUGCCAAGAUCCCAAACAAAGACAACUUGUCUAUUUGAACAUAUUUGUGCUAGUGCAGUGUUGUGCCCAUAUUAUUUAUUGGGUUUUAUAGCCAUGUGGUUCUCCCCCCUCCCCCAGAUUGUGGAUCACGACCAAUGGUGAAGGAGCUGAAACAUUCUCGCAUUGUUGGAGGCAUAGACUCCCUCCCUGGAGCUUGGCCUUGGUUAGUGAGUGUCCAAAUACCCACAAGAAAAGGUCACAGGCAUUCCUGUGGGGCCACUCUCCUGGAUAAUAAGUGGAUUCUUACUGCAUCACACUGCUUCAAGACACCAGAGAAGAACCUCAGUGCUUGGAAGAUUGUUAUUGGUGCUACUCAGCUCUCAGCACCAAACCCAAUGACAGCAGAGAGGAAAAUUAAAAGCGCUUAUAGACACCAGAAUUACAACCCCACGACUGAAUAUAAUGACAUUGCACUAAUAGAGUUGGAUCGUCCAGUACAUUUCAACAGUUUCAUCCAGCCAGGCUGCUUGCCGAAGCCUGACCUGAGCAUUCUCAGCAUGACUCACUGUUAUGUAGCGGGUUGGGGCAUCACACAUGAAGAUUUCGUGACUCCAGCUGAUAUUCUUCAGGAGGCAAAAAUAAACCUGAUCCCACUUACAAAAUGUAACAGUACUGAGUGGUAUAAUGGAGCAGUGACAUCUCUCAACUUGUGUGCAGGGUUUGAGAAAGGAGGAGUUGACAGCUGUCAGGGGGACAGUGGAGGGCCUUUGGUGUGCAAGGAGGAAGUGAGUAAAACGUAUAUUGUAAUUGGAGUCACAAGCUGGGGACAGGGCUGUGCUGAAGCCAAACACCCAGGGAUUUACACCUCCACGCAGCCUUUCCUUGAUUGGAUCACAAAGACAAUGAGCGGGACACACACAGGUGGACAGCUUCCUCUGGACAUGAUGAAAACCAACACUAAACAUAUUUCAAGGAGCAUGGCUGUAAAAAAACCAUCUGCUUCUGGCAAUGUCUCCGCCACUAGCAAAAGCUUGGUUUACUGCCUGUGUUCUGCACUUCUAAGUGUACUGCACACAUACCUCCUGGUUUAAAGAGGGCUUCAAUUAAAAUAAAAUUAAAAAAAAAAAAUUUCAGCAAAUUAUUUUAUUAUUAUUAUUGGAAAAGUUAAGAAAUGUUCUAGUAUUACCUUGUUUACAUCAUGUUCAAUAUUUGGCUAGUCUACAGUUUUCUUGUCCCCACUAUAUUUGGAUUAUCAUAAGAAGACUAUAGGUUUCUUCCCCUAUCACAAUUAGCAAUAGUUGUUUCAAAGACACUAUAGAAAAGUUUCUGUUGAUUUUGCUACCUGCUACCUAAUAACUUAAUGUGUUGUAGUUCAAAUUCAAUCCAGUGGUCAGAAUGUGUUACCUGCCAGGACAUGGCAGUUUAUUUACAGUGUAUUUUAAAUAUGUGCAUGUCUGGAGUUAACAUAAAAAGCAGAUGAAAAACCAAAAGAUCCACAGCACAAUAAAAGGAGUUGUGUAGUAAUAAAAUGAUGACAGUUUAAGUAAUGUAGUAUGUUGGUCUAUUGUGUCAAAGCACCUACUGAGGUACACUACAAAUUAAGCACAAAUAAGGUUACAUUUGCACUGCAAUUAACCAUGGUAUUUACCACACUUGUAUUAACCAUGUUUAUCUGUGUUCUGUGAUUUCACUAGGAUUUUACUAUGGCAUGAUUUAAGUAUGCUACACUUUGCUAUGCUAGGCUGUUUCUGUACAAAUAUUAUGGAAAUAAUGCACUAACAAGGGGACACUUGAGACUAUAAAAUCAUGCAUAGACUCAUUAAAAAUGCAAAGAAAUCUAACUGACACCAAGCAUAUAUUUUAUUCAUAAGACCAAAUCUAUGACAAGGCAGUGUGAAUAAAGAUUGUUUUUGUGUUUUUUUUUUUGUACAAGUCCUUUUUUUUUUUAAAGAUACAAGAUAAAUAUUAUUUAUUACAUACUGAUGUGCUAUAGUUAUACAGUGAGGAAUAUCAGUUUAAUUUCAAAAUUACAUCAUUAUGGAUCAUACAGCCUAGAUUAAUCCAUCUGAGAAAUGAUGCCAGUCAGGGAGGGGGAAGGAGAGCAGGAAAGAAGUAGCUGUUAGUUUUUUAAAUGCCAUAAGCCUCUCUUUCAUCAAAACAAAACUGGUUGUGUCUGCAGAAAUAAAAAGCAACGGAACAGAUUAUCAAGAAUACCAUAGCAAUUUGAAAUGCUUUUUGUGAAUGCAACUGCAAUACAAGAUCUGCACUUCUGCAGAGCAGGGAAUAGUAAACAUUUGUUCAUAAACAAAUGUGUCUUAUACUGCAUACAGUGCAUGCCAUUUGCCAUACAAAACUACUGCUGCAUGGCAGAGACAUGCUUGUACAAACUUUUACACAAAUAUCAGCAGUGUUUGUACAAAAUUAAUCUUGCUUAUCACAUAGUGGUCCAAAACAAAUACAAAUUAACUCUGGUUAUUAAAUAAACAAACAAAUAAUAUUCCUUUCAAAAGAAAACAAAUGUGUCCUGUGCAGUUUACUUCUUGAUAGGUGUUUUAAUGUAACUGUAUCAUCGUUUACUCCACAAAAGUACACUUUUUAAAUGGCAUUGAUGCUAAACUACACAAGCAAUGUUUUUUUGUUUGUUGUUUUUUUUUUUGUAUAUACCGGCAUUAGAAUUAUAAUGAUCAAGAAAGCAGAUUGUAUUUUACAUUAUUAUUUAUUGUUAUUCCAGUCACAACCCAAUUUCACUUACCACUUUUGGUUGCCAUGGGAAUACUAUUAAAAUGAAGUAUGUCUGGAAAGAUGUAAGCUAUUUGCAUUAUUAUAGAUGGUGCAGCACAUAUCUACAUCACAAUCUAUUCAGUAAAUGUUGCCAUGUAACAUAUUUUUAUUAUCUUCUCAGAUUAUGAACCUUGUAUUCCUAUAUAAAAUUGGACUUCAUUGCUUGGUGUGAUGUUACUUUAAUGGUCGUUCUCUUCUAAGCUUAAGUAUUGAACAGUUAUCUAAUUUCAUCAGAAGCUUGCUCAAGGUCAACAAUUUCAACCAUCAGACAAUUAUCCAUCCAAUAAAGAGAGCAAGAACUCAGACACUGUGACACACAUAUCAAUUCCCUAUAAAUAGGAAAUAAAUAAUGAUUGUUUGGUAAAUAUUCCAUUAAAAUAAGUUGGCCUCUACUUGCAUGAGCAAUUUAGCAACAGCUCUGUGCAAACUGCUGUGGGGGUACAUUAAUUUACAGUAACAAAUCAUUCAAAAUUUUUCUUUUUUCUACGUUUUUGUUUUAGAAUUCAUCAGGAUGAAUUUGCAAGCAUUUUUGUAACAGAUUUGAUUAAAGACUAUUUGGCGCUCUAAAGGCUAAGCUUGUCACAAACGCUUUUUAUAGUCAUGCCAGACCACCUGACUGUUGUGGUACAAUGUGUGGGGUUUAUGCCAGACAACUGCCCUUGAGGAAACAAAAAUACUUCACAUUUACCAUUUUUGAAGACCCUCCAUGUUGUUGUCUGUUGUUUCAAAUUAUUGUGUAACACCUUCUUGUACAUAAAGUAACUUUGAACAUCAUGUGUGCGUGUGUGGGGCUUCAUUGCAGUCUGCAACUUGUAAACAGGAGGGAUGCCACAAUUCACAAAAUGGAUACAAACUUGUGUCAACAAUUUAGUAGCUGUCGUAAUGAAAAGUGAAUAGUAGGUUCUCAUUCACAUUUGUAUAUACUGUAUACAUACAGCAAAGGGAGGAUGACAUUUUGAAUUUAGAAAAAGAAAUGCACUGGCAAUAUUGUAAUUUUGUACAAAUUAAGAAAUGUCUAUUUAUAGUAUAAAGCACUCGUCAUAUCUGCCAAAUCCUGAAUUUAAACCUUUGAGUGUAACUCCCAAAAGUUACCAGAUAUGGCUCAGUAGAAAUUUAAUAUAAAUUAAUAAAAGGGAAUUCUACUAUUUCCAUUCAAAUGUGCUUUAUGCAAUAGGUCUAAAUGAGCAGACACAGCAGUACUCUAAUAAUGAGCUGAGCCUGAGCACAGGACUGCAGGCUCUUCUGCUCCACGUGUACUGGAAAAACAGGCAACUCACAUGACUCAUUAGAGAAAGAUCAAAUGAAGGGCACAGAAAACUAAACAACCUAUUGGAAGCUUGACUGCCAUACAGUCUCAAUGGAUGACUGGUAAAGUUUCGCUGAUCUGGAAGAAGGUUGCUGUACUUAAAUCCACACAGGGGUUGUUGGGAUGCAUAAUUCAGCAAUAAUUACUACCCAGCUAAACACAGGUAGUCCAUGCAGGCCAGUCAUGCUCUACUGAUGGGAGGUGAAAUGUCAUGGUCUUUGCAGUCACUUCGAGGUUGAAUGACAGAGCAGUUCUCCAACACAUUUGAUAAUGAACAAUGUUAUAAUCAGUGUGCACAUCAAUGAUUUUUUUUUUUAAACUAACAGAACUACCCCCCACCCCAUUGCACAUUCCACCCUUUUGAACAGUUCACUUCUUAAAGUUCUAACACCUGUGGCUGGAGAAAGGAAGUUGUAAAUGUACGGUAUGUUCAAGAAGCAAACAUUCUGUUUCCAUGGUGAUUGUGGUGCAAUUCCAAAACUCCUGCUGCAGAAAUAUGUAAGGCUAGUGGUAAUGACACUGGAAGCAAGAUCAUAUUUACAAGACAGGUGUGUGUGUGAAAGCCUAAAGAAAACCAGGUCAACAAAAACACCAGCACUGACAUCAUGAUGCUUUCACUGUUACCGUUUUGCAACACCGUAUCAACACUAUAAAAACAGCCUGAGCAUGUUUAAAACUAGUAGUGGCCUUCCAAAUGUUACUGAAUGCUACUUAGUUAAAUUCAACUGGUAAUUGCAACUACUUAUAAAUAGAAUAGCAUUAAUGGUCUUAGUUGAGUAGUAUAUUACCUGGCUGUUCAGGUUUUUGAACAUUUGCACUCAGUGCUUGCAGCACAUCAUAUUUUCUUUAGACUUGAAGCCAGUACAAGCUAGCCUGCACCAUUUCAAUAAGCUGCAACACAAUACAAGAUUUUGCUAAAGAAAUAAUUUGUUAAAAAAAAAAUCAGUAGGUAAAUAGACAGGUGUUGACCUGUUAAUUCUUGACAUUUGCACACCCUUUAAUUACAGACACAUAUGAGUUUUAGAAACAGUGUAUGUUUGUGGGGAGAAUGUUAUUGAGGCAGAAAGACAUACAGGGUGGAUAUAAUUCACUAGGCCACAAUAGAACCUGUUCUACAAAAUAUCUAUUUGUGUAAUUACACUUGCAGGUUUCUUUUGAAACCCUGGUCACUCAAUCAGAGUCCCCAUCUGCCAAAUAUAUUUUUUGUUUUCACAUUAGCAUGGCAAUGUGAGAUGCUGACUUUAUAUUCACCUUGGAAAAGCAGAGCAAUAGUAGCGUUUGCAGAGCAGGAAAUAUGCAGCAGUACUUUAAU